UCCAUUUCUGAACUGAUGGACGCUGCCGCUCUCGCGUAGUCCUCGCCUAUUUUAUAUACACAUUUAAGUAAGUAAACUAGGUUGUCCGUCGUAAAUUAGGACUUUUUUUGUAAAAGAAGAGACAGAAUAGAAGUACUCGUCAGUCGUGGAAUGCUGUUUGAAAAGUGGCUGUUACUGUAGGUAGCAUUUAAUCUACAUUUUAACUUUACUAAGCGGCGUUUUUUCUUUCCGCCGCCCCGCUCACGCUGCCCCCCUUGUGUGUGAGUACGGGCCUGAGCCACGAGGUGAGUCGGUACAGUAGGAUCAGGGCGAUGGCGGAGUUCGGUAACGGACUGGCGGAGGAAUCCCUACUAGAUUCUGACCCCGGACAUCCUGAGCUGGAAGACCCGGGUGUCGGUGACGAAGAACCGGGAUUAGAAGAGGGAGAGGCCGCAAUUGAAGACCCGGAACUGGAGGCGAUAAAAGCUCGGGUGAGAGAGAUGGAGGAAGAGGCAGAGAAGCUGAAGGAGCUACAGAACGAGGUGGAGAAACAGAUGAAUCUCAGCCCCCCACCAGUCGGCCCCGUCAUCAUGUCCAUCGAGGAAAAGAUGGAGGCAGAUGGCCGGUCGAUUUACGUUGGAAAUGUGGACUACGGUGCAACGGCAGAAGAGCUAGAGGCUCAUUUUCAUGGCUGCGGCUCAGUAAAUAGAGUUACCAUCCUAUGUGACAAAUACACAGGGCAUCCCAAAGGGUUUGCCUACAUAGAGUUUGCAGACAAAGAGUCUGUAAGGACAGCCAUGGCUUUGGACGAGUCCCUUUUUAGAGGAAGGCAGAUAAAGGUGGGCGCUAAGAGAACAAACCGACCAGGCAUUAGCACCACAGACCGCGGCUUCCCACGGGCUCGGUUCCGGUCACGGGGAGGAAGCUUUUCAUCACGCGCACGCUACUACAGUGGCUACACACCACCCAGAGGCAGAGGACGGGCCUUCAGGGGCCGAGGGCGAACAACAUCGUGGUAUUCCCCUUACUAAACACCCCCUCCUUCCCAAACACCCCCUUACUAUCAACCCUUUCCCCAUCCCUGUUCCCAUUUGGAAAAAAAAGAAAAAAGAAAAAAACACAAUGAAAAAAUGCCCUCCUUUCCCAUCAAUAAAAGAAGAGAAUCCCAGAAGAGGGGAAAAAAAGACAAAAAAAAGGAAAAAAAAAAAAAAAACACUUCUCCUGGACAGAGAAACUGACUGGCCGCAGUGUGCGAUUGUGUGUGAGCGUGCGUGUGCGGAGAUUGAUGCAGGCGCCCCCUGGUAAGGUAUACGUUGGCCAUUGGGGAGUACUGUGGCAGAUUUCUUUCUUUGUAUUCUGUUGGUUUUUUAAGGGGUGGGAAGUUAAGAGAGAGGAUGAUGGUAUCUCAGGCUGCAGAUGUCUCCUUUGGUCUGGCUGUGACCUCCUGCUUUUUACACCAUCACCAUCACCAACACAGCCCACCCACUCACCCUCCACCACUACCAAAACAAGAAAAAAAAAUGUGUGGGGUAAACAGCAAGAAAAGAAAAAAAAAAAA
This is a messenger RNA of Labrus bergylta (ballan wrasse), 1537 nucleotides long. RefSeq names its product poly(A) binding protein, nuclear 1 (gene pabpn1). The record is from RefSeq and is a predicted model, not a curated record. Gene Ontology annotation, cellular component: nucleus. Gene Ontology annotation, molecular function: poly(A) binding. Lineage: Eukaryota; Metazoa; Chordata; Actinopteri; Labriformes; Labridae.